UUUUGGGUCUACAUUGGGGUCACAGUGUUUUGCCACCCAGGCUGACUAACAGACUUUGUAUGGCAACAUUGAAAGCUCAAACUUGGAUAUCAGAUCAUUUUCAGCAAUUUUAAAAGGAUUUCCAUCAGGGAUCAAUGCAAAAUCUGUGAGAUCAGGAGAGCGUGGUGCAGAUGAGAGUCACUGAGCUGGAAUAUGAUGCUGCUACAGCGUGUCGGACCAGCGUGUCAUGUGCUUGUGCUGGUGUUGUGUCUGUCUGCGGCUGAGGACUUCGACUGGUCAGCGAACAACCACGACUCCUUCUAUUAUGGCACUUUUCCAAAUGGAUUUUCGUGGGGCGCCGGCGGUUCAGCCUAUCAAACAGAAGGAGCCUGGGACAAAGAUGGGAAAGGACUGAGCAUCUGGGAUGUGUUCACUCAUAACAAGGGAAAAACAUUCUUGAAUGAUACUGGAGACUCUUCUUGUGAUGGAUACUACAAAAUCAAGGAUGAUAUUUCACUGAUGAAAGAGAUGAAUUUGAAUCACUAUCGGUUCUCCAUCUCCUGGCCAAGGAUCAUGCCAACUGGAAUCAGGUCUGACCAUGUGAAUGAGAAAGGAGUGAGGUACUAUGAUGUUCUCAUUGAUGAGCUGCUUGAAAAUAAAAUCACUCCCAUUGUGACCCUGUACCAUUGGGACCUGCCACAGGUUCUGCAGGAGAAAUAUGGUGGAUGGCAAAACAUCAGCAUGAUUAAUUACUUCAACGACUUUGCCAACCUUUGCUUUGAACGCUAUGGGGACCGUGUGAAACACUGGAUAACCUUUAACAACCCAUGGUCAGUGGCAGUGGAAGGAUAUGAAACUGGAGAACAUGCUCCAGGACUGAAGCUCAGGGGAACCGGGGCCUACAGAGCAGCUCACCACAUCAUUAAGGCACAUGCUAAGGUUUGGCACACUUACGAUUCUCAGUGGCGAAGCAAACAAAAAGGUAUGGUUGGUAUUUCACUGUCUGGGGAUUGGGGAGAACCAGUGGACAUCACUAACCAGAAAGACAUUGAGGCUGCUGAGAGAUAUGUCCAGUUUUACAUUGGCUGGUUUGCUACGCCCAUCUUCCAUGGAGAUUAUCCUCAAGUGAUGAAGGAUUUCAUUGGUAGGAAAAGUGCACUGCAGGGUUUGGGAACAUCUCGUCUUCCCACUUUUUCUUCUCAAGAGAAGAGUUACAUCAAAGGCACCAGUGACUUCCUAGGCGUGGGGCACUUCACAACACGCUACAUCACCCAAAAGAGCUACCCCUCCAACCGUGGAACAACCUACUUCUCAGACAGAGAUGUAGCAGAGCUGGUUGACCCACGUUGGCCUGAUCCUGGAUCAGAAUGGCUCUAUUCGGUUCCUUGGGGCUUCCGGAGGUUACUCAACUUUAUGAAGACUCACUAUGGGAACCCUAUGAUCUACAUCACUGAAAAUGGGGUUUCAGAGAAAAUGAUGUGCACAGAACUGUGUGACGACUGGAGGAUAAAGUAUUACAAGGACUACAUCAAUGAGAUGCUCAAAGCUAUUAGGGAUGGAGUGAAUGUAAAGGGCUACACCGCCUGGUCUUUGCUGGACAAGUUUGAGUGGGAUGAGGGUUAUUCAGAGAGGUUCGGAUUGUACUAUGUGGACUUCAAGAACCAAAAUAAACCUCGCUACCCUAAGGCCUCCGUUCAGUUCUACAAACGCAUCAUUCAGUCUAAUGGAUUCCCCGGUCAGAGAGAGGUUGAGACCUGGAAGAGGAAAGCUACAGAGACUUGUUCCACCAGCAAUCAGCUUCUGGCGGCAGAGGAACAGCGGAAUACGGCUGCCAAUAUUCUAAAACUUAUUCAUGAUCCUUUAACCAGCCACAUGGAGAUGGUGACCGAAGUGGUGGUUCCCACUGUCUGCACCCUCUGUAUUCUGAUCAGCGCUGUCUUUCUCAUGUUUCUGCUCCGCAAACGGAACUAACUCAUUUUUUUUAAGUCCUAAAAUUAUUUGGCUCCUUUUUACCAAAAUAAUACUGUAUGCAAGUAAGGAUGAUGACGAUAUGGAUACUAAUGAUAAAACUAACAUGUUCGGCCUUGGAAUUUAUUUAUUUUAAUGAGGAAGUUAAUGAGUUAAUGUGCUAUGCUAGUUGCCCUAAAGGGACAGUUCACCUAAAAUGAAAAUUCUCAUCAUUUAAUCACACUCAAGUGGUUCUAAACGUUUAUGGUUUCUUUUCUUCUGUUGAACACAAACAAGAUAUUCUGUAGAAUGUUGGAAAAGAGCAGCCAUCGGUAUUCAGUUUAAAAUACUAGGAGGUCAAUGAAUGUUUUUUCCCCAACAUUCUUCAAAACGUCUUCCUUUGUGUUCAGCAGAAGAUUGAAACUCAAACUGCUUCGGUAUAAGUGAAGGAUGAGUAAAUCAAUUAUUCAUUCAAUUUCCUUCAGCUUAGUCCCUUUAUUCAUCAGGGAUCGACAAAGCACAAUGAACCACCAACUUAUCCAGCAUAUGUUUUACACAGAGGAUGCCCUUGUUGUGUGUUUAAGACUUUUUUUCUGUUUAUUAAACAAUUAUUUACAAAAUAUAUUGCAUUUAUAAAUAUUAGAAGUGUUUAUUACACACCAAAUCGCCAUGGGUCAAGUACCACUGAAGACUGGAGUUCAACUUUGCCAUCAAAGAAAUAAAUUACAUUUUAAACCUAUCCAAACAGAAUUCAUUUUAAAUUGAAAUAUCAUUUCACAAUUACUGCUUUACUGUACUUAAAAAUAAGUGAAGCCAUUAUGAACAUGAAACUUCCCUUUUAAAAUUAAAGAAAUGACCCCAAAUGUAUGGAACUGCCCCACAAAUUUAAACCACUGCUUCAAAAUCAAAUAAACGAAUGGUUAUAAGCUC
Molecule: messenger RNA, 2856 nt
Organism: Danio rerio (zebrafish)
Lineage: Eukaryota; Metazoa; Chordata; Actinopteri; Cypriniformes; Danionidae
Source: RefSeq, a predicted model, not a curated record